AUGGCGUCCAAGCCCAAUGCCGUGCCCCCGUACGGCCACCGCAAGGGCUACAUCCCGCGGACGCCUGCCGACUUCGGAGACGGCGGAGCCUUCCCUGAGAUCCACGUCAGGCAGCACCCGCGGCCUGAGCGCAAGGCGACCGGUACCACGCUCGCGCAAACCGUCGCGGCGGACGGCAGCGUGAACUUCGGCUCCAUCGCGCAGCAGGGCGGCAACAAGCACCGCACCGUGUUCAGCAGCUUCACGGACCUCAUCCCGAAGCCGCAGCUGGCCACAGGCGACCAGCUCGUUCGACCAGAUGAGGAGGAGGUCAAGGACACCGCGAAGGAGACGGCCAAGGCCCUGCAGCAGCUGGUGGAGAAGCGCGUGGCGGCGACGAACCCGAAGAACCUCCCAGACCAGGGCGGGUCCGCGCAGCUGAUCAAGUACACCCCCGCGACGCAAACGGGCACGACAGGAGCCAAGCAGCGUCUGAUCAAGAUCCAGGACGCCCCGGUGGACCCCCUGGAGCCGCCGAAAUUCCGGCACAUGAAGGCCCCGAAGGGCUCCGGGUCCCCGCCCGUGCCCGUGAUGCACUCGCCGCCCCGCGCGGCCACGAAGGCGACACUCGAGGACUGGAAGAUUCCACCCAUGGUUUCGAAUUGGAAGAACCCGAAGGGUUUCAUUAUCCCGUUGGACAAGCGGCUGGCGGCGGACGGUCGCGGGCUCCAGACGACGCAGAUCAACGACAACUUCGCGAAGUUCGCCGAGGCGCUCAGCGUCGCGGAGAGCCGCGCGCGCGAGAGCGUCAACAUGCGGCAGAAGAUGCGGAAGGAGCUCGCGCAGCGGGAGCGCGACCGCAAGGAAGAGGAGCUCCGUGCCAUGGCUGCGCGCGCGCGCGAGGAGCGCCUCGGCGGGCCAGCCGCCGCGGCCCGCGUGGACGACGCGCCCCCCGCGGGCGGAUACCCCCGCCGCCGGCCGCGCCCCGCGACAGCGGCGGCAGCGACGGCGACGAGCCCGCGCGGCGGGACGCCGCCGACGACGACCGCUACCGCCGGCGCGACGACGGCGCGUCGCGGGAGGACCGCGAGGCGCUGCGGCGGCGCGAGGAGAUUCGCCGCGACCGGGCGCGCGAGCGGGAGCGCGAGCAGCGGCUGGCGGAGGCCGGGGAGCGCGGCGGGCGGCUGA
Molecule: messenger RNA, 1167 nt
Organism: Pedinophyceae sp. YPF-701
Lineage: Eukaryota; Viridiplantae; Chlorophyta; Pedinophyceae
Source: the annotation of a GenBank genome assembly